This is a messenger RNA of Melopsittacus undulatus (budgerigar), 5110 nucleotides long. RefSeq names its product leucine rich repeat containing G protein-coupled receptor 5 (gene LGR5). Bases 159 to 2882 code for a protein of 907 amino acids. The record is from RefSeq and is a predicted model, not a curated record. Gene Ontology annotation, molecular function: protein-hormone receptor activity; G protein-coupled peptide receptor activity; protein binding. The transcript is spliced from 18 exons. Gene Ontology annotation, cellular component: plasma membrane. NCBI's taxonomy places the organism in Eukaryota, Metazoa, Chordata, Aves, Psittaciformes, Psittaculidae. Gene Ontology annotation, biological process: hormone-mediated signaling pathway; adenylate cyclase-activating G protein-coupled receptor signaling pathway; activation of adenylate cyclase activity.
UUAAAGCAGCGUGUAAGCUGAGAUGCUACCACAGACAGCGGCGCGGUGGCGGCCGCAGCAGCAGCUCCCCGAGCCUACGCGGACGCCCGCCUUUCGCCCCCGCCGCAUAGCGGGGCAUGAGAGCGACCGACCCGCAGCUCUAGGUACCCCCGGGCCCCAUGGCGACGUCCUGCGCUGCCCUCCGCCUCCUGCUGCUCCUCUUCUGCCUGCCGGGGCUGCGGCUGGGGACGCGGGGCAGCGGACAGCGUCCGCGGGGCUGCCCGGCGCCGUGCCGCUGCGAGCAGGAGGGCAUGCUCGUCCGCGCCGACUGCUCCGACCUGGGGCUCACGGCCGUGCCCGCCAACCUCAGCGUCUUCACCUCCUACCUUGAUCUCAGUAUGAACAACAUUACUAAGCUGCCCUCAAACCCUGUGCACAAUCUCCGCUUCCUGGAAGAGCUACGUCUUGCAGGAAAUGGCUUGACAUACAUUCCUAAGGGAGCAUUUGCUGGCCUUUUCAGUCUUAAAGUGCUGAUGCUGCAGAAUAACCAACUGCGCCAGGUCCCUACUGAAGCACUCCAGAACUUGCGCAGCCUGCAGUCUCUACGUCUGGAUGCCAACCACAUCAACUAUGUGCCCCCCAACUGCUUCAAUGGCUUGGUCUCCCUUAGACACCUGUGGCUAGACGAUAAUUCUUUGACAGAAAUUCCUGUCCAAGCUUUUAGAAGUUUACCAGCACUUCAGGCAAUGACACUGGCACUGAAUAAAAUUCAUUACAUACCAGACUAUGCUUUUGGAAACCUCUCUAGUUUGGUAGUUCUACAUCUCCAUAACAAUAGAAUCUACUCCCUGGGAAAGAAAUGCUUUGAUGGGCUCCACAGCCUAGAGACUUUAGAUUUAAAUUACAACAGUCUGGACGAGUUCCCCACUUCUAUCAGGACACUAACAAACCUAAAAGAACUGGGAUUUCAUAGCAACAACAUCAAGUCAAUACCUGAGCGUGCAUUUGUGGGUAAUCCGUCACUUAUUACAAUACAUUUUUAUGACAACCCUAUCCAGCUUGUUGGAAAAUCUGCUUUUCAACACUUACCAGAACUCAGAACUCUAACUUUAAAUGGUGCUUCACAGAUAACAGAGUUUCCUGAUCUGACAGGGACUACAAGUCUGGAGAGUUUGACACUCACAGGAGCACAGAUCACCUCUCUCCCCAAAUCAGCUUGUGACCAGUUACCUAAUCUCCAAGUACUGGAUCUGUCAUAUAACCUGCUGCAAGAGUUGCCUUGUUUUACUGCCUGUAAAAAACUUCAAAAGAUUGACUUGCAUCAUAAUGAAAUCAGUGAAAUCAAAGCAGACACAUUUCGGCAGCUGGCUGCUCUUCGGUCUCUGGAUUUAGCUUGGAACAAAAUUAAAAUUAUUCACCCCAAUGCCUUCUCCUCUUUACCAUCUCUGAUCAAACUGGAUGUGUCAUCCAACCUUUUGUCCUCUUUUCCUGUGACGGGGCUACAUGGUUUAACUCAUUUAAAAUUAACAGGAAAUCAUGCCCUACAAAGUUUGAUAUCAUCUGAAAAUUUUCCAGAACUCAAGGUUAUGGAAAUGCCUUAUGCUUACCAGUGCUGUGCCUUCGGAGCUUGUGAGAGCCACUACAAAAUCUCCAGCCAAUGGAGCAAAGAUGAGAAUAGCAGCAUUGAUGAUUUCCACAGGAAGGAUGUGGGGUUGUUACAGAUUCAAGAUGAGCGUGACUUUGAAGACUUUUUUCCUGACUUUGAAGAAGAUUUGAAAGCUCAUCAUUCAGUGCAGUGCUCACCUUCUCCAGGUCCCUUCAAACCAUGUGACCAUCUAUUUGGUAGCUGGCUGAUCCGAAUUGGAGUGUGGACCAUAGUGGGUUUGACCUUUAUUUGCAAUGCACUGGUGUCUGCUACAGUUUUCAGAUCUCCAUUGUAUAUGUCCUCCAUAAAACUGUUGAUCAGUUUAAUAGCUAUUGUAAAUGCCUUGAUGGGUCUGGCCAGCGGAGUACUGGCUAGUGUGGAUGCAUCAACUUUUGGUAGCUUUGCUCAGUACGGAGCACAGUGGGAAAGUGGAAUUGGUUGCCAAAUAACUGGGCUUCUCUCAAUUUUUGCUUCAGAGGCUUCCAUUUUCCUCCUUACCCUAGCUGCACUUGAACGUGCAUUCUCUGUAAAACACGCUACAAAGUUUGAAACAAAAUCUUCCAUUGCUAGCAUAAAAAUUGCCAUUUUCUUUUGCUUUAUGUUGUCACUAAUCAUUGCAAUGAUACCCCUUCUCACUGGGAGUGAGUAUGGGGUUUCUCCACUUUGUUUACCACUACCAUUUGGAGAACCCACUGCUAUGGGCUACAUGGUAGCACUGGUAUUGUUGAACUCCCUUUGUUUUCUGGUAAUGACUAUUGCUUAUACAAAGCUCUACUGUAGUUUAGAAAAGGGAGAACUAGACAACAUCUGGGAUUGCUCUAUGGUCAAACAUAUAGCCUUGUUACUUUUUACUAAUUGCAUUCUUUAUUGCCCUGUGGCCUUCUUAUCUUUUUCCUCCUUGCUAAACCUUACUUUUAUCAGCCCAGAAGUGAUUAAGUCAAUACUGCUGGUGAUUGUCCCACUGCCUGCAUGUCUAAACCCACUCCUUUAUAUACUUUUCAAUCCACACUUUAAGGAGGACUUGGGAAGCCUUCGAAAGCAAACUUUGUUAUGGAGGAGAUCAAAACAUGCUAGUCUGAUCUCUGUGAAUUCAGAAGACAUAGAAAAACAAUCUUGUGACUCAACACAAGCAUUGGUAACCUUCACAAGUGCCAGCAUAUCAUAUGAUAUGCCUAGCAGCAAUUCACUAAUGCCAUCAUCUUAUCAAAUGACAGAAAGCUGCAAUCUUUCAUCAGUGGCAUUUGUUCCAUGUCGCUAGUUUCAGUGGCAUUCCAGAAAAUAUCUAUGUUUACAAAAUUUUUAAUCCCAAAAGUAGGUAUGGAUGUGUGUAUACACGCUGGAGAGUGCCUCUGAGUUACUGUUACACACAUCAGUAAACAGACAAUGACAAAACUUGCAGCAGGCUGAAAAUCAAAUACUUGAGCCUUCUCAGCCUGCUUCUGAAAUGCUGAGAUGAAGAGAGAAACUGCAAGUUGGUGCAGUGUGCAGUUGUAUCAGCUGCUCUCUUUUAAAGUAGCACUACUCAGAAAGGCGUCAGUUGUUCAAGAGCAAAGUUAGCACGUUAAAUUGGUAAGCUGUUUUCUCAAAGCAUCACCUGGUGCAGUUUUAUGAGCUUGGGUUCUCCCCACUUUCCCCCCUCCCCACUAUUGCAAUUUGGGUUUAUUAAUAGUUUUUAAGUGCCAUGAUAUUUUUCAUGAGCAUCUGUGUAUGGCCCUCAUUCAACAAGGUAUCUAAAUGGAAGAGCAGUCCUAUUAAGCAAAUAAAGGAUAUUAAUAUCAUAAAUUUAAAGCAGCUUAAGAAAGAAGUGAUUUGAUCACAUUUUGUAAGUGGCUACUUCUGGGAAACAGAAGUUUGAGAGCAGAGGACUGCUCAUUCAAGAGCGAAGAAUCUGGUAGGAUCAACUGGAAGUUGACACUAGGGAUAUGCAGCAUAGAAAUAAAGGUGCAAAUUGUUGACAGUGAUGGUCAUUAGGCAAUAGUACCAUCUGUCACCAAGAAUCUCUAAAUUCAAAUUGGAUAUAUUGCCAAAAAAGGUAUUGGAUCAGCUACUGGAAUUCAGGGACUUCUGAUGGCUUUAGUUCAGGAAAAGAUUAGAUUAGAUUAAUACAGAGUUCCUCUAUGGCUCUAAAUCCAUUAACACUUUGCUGAAUCAAGGCAUGUAUGUUUACACAUUAGAAGCAUCCCAGUUAGAGAUGAAAGACUUCAGGCCUUCCUUUGCCAAGUCUACCGUGAAAAUAUGUCAGGCCACAGAGCCACCUUCACUUCCCUAGAGUAUCAGUCUCUGACCUUGCCAAGCCAUCAGGGGAUAUUCCAGUAUCCUUUUCUCAGAACUGGCACCUUUUUCUUGAGUGAGCUGAUCAUUUAAGACAUACAAGUGCACAAAUCUAAUCUUUUUUUUGUUGUUAAAAAUAGCUCCCUGAGGAGUAACAUUUAAUAGCCCAGUGCUCACCGCUCAGUUAAUGGCCACUCAACCUCCAGGUGAAUUAGACUAAUUUUUAACAUUACCAAGGUUAUGCUAGCCCGGUAAUUAUGGUAAUCAGUUACAGAUGAUCUCUGUUGUUCAUCUGUUACUGUAUAUAAAACUUGCUGGGACUCAAAGGACAGAUUUUUCACAAUGAAGAAUUUGUUGCCAACAAUGGAUAUGCCUUGAUUUUCUUGUCCAUUCACACUGGCAUAUUUUCAGUUCUGCAGUUACAGAUGGCAUCAGUUGACUUUGGCUGACAUGUUCAUCCUUCAGGAAAAAACAUGAACCAAUGCUAGAAUUAUGUAUGACAAAGUCAGCUGAGAACUUAUCUUAAUCCUUUAUCUCUUGUGGGUUUUGAAGCAGUGCGGCAGACAGCUGCAGAAGGAUGCCUGAAACCACUUUGGAUUAAACAGAGGAUCAGUCAACCAUUGCACAAUACCUAUUACCAUGUUUACUUAGCUUUAAUUUAACUGGGGUCCAUCUGUGCUGCUCUGCUUAAUGUCAGUGAAAUUCCUUUCAGCUCGCUAUAUUUAAGAAGUUUGUAAAGUGAUUUGAGAAGCAAAUUAAGGUUAUAAUUCUAAAGGCUAGUUAAAGAAAGCUUCUUUUAUCAGAACUUUUCUAGCUUGCAGAAAGUCCUAAAGGCUUUGUGUCUUAUUUUUAUAAGCAUGUUUGAAAUAUUUUGAUCAGAUAUUUUAAACUUGAAAUUGUUAAAAUUCAUUUAAUAGAUUUUUAAAGUAAAAUGUGUAAAUAUAGAACUGUAUUUAUUAUUACAGUGAAAUGCAACCACAGUAAAGGACGUGAGAUUAAGCCCUGUACAGUUUCGUAUUGAUAUUUGCUAUAUUUUCUGCUCAUAUAUAUUACUAAAUUCAUUAUCUGUAAAUAAUAUAAUGUAAAUGUGUAGUGAUUGUAAAUAGGUGACAUGGUUUCUUUUCUAUCAGUGUUCCAAACAUAUGUAAGUUGUAAUAAAAUGUGACUACACAGUAAAGAGCAUUUAAUCAGGACCUAACACCUCACAAAAUUGCA